CCACAGUUCUGUUAAUUUGUACUGAUUCUUCGCAUAACAAGGUUGCUAUCGGAGUUGACGCUGCCAGACUCUUGGUAGUAACAACGUCCGCUUAUUGGCCCAUGCGGCGGAAGUUCCAGUCGUGUCAUCGGUCAACUUUUCCAAGGGUUGCUUGUAGCUUAUUACCCCUCUGGUCUGUUCUCUUGGGAACGCGACCCAAGUCCAUGCUCCAGCCCUUUAAUACAACUCGUUGACAUGGCCAACUUAUACUACUGAUGCCUCACGGCCCGGAUGUGCACUCAAUUCUUGAGCCAAGCUACUUACUACCCGCGACAACGACAACAACAACAUGAAACCAUUACCCUUCCCGUACCCUCUCAACAUCGGUACUGACAUAGUCCACCUUCCGCGUAUCCUUCGUUUGAUCACGUCUGCCACUAAAGAAGGCUCCUCAAAGCUCGAUCGUUUCACCCGUCGAAUUCUUUGCGAACAAGAACAACGAGAUUUCCGGUCCAGAUUUCACCUGUCUACUAGAGCCGGACCUUGUCUCAGUACAGUAACUCCUACACCGGAUAUGGCCCGUUGGCUGGCAGGUAGAUUCGCAGCAAAGGAAGCGGCACGCAAGGCUUCAACUAGAGGGGCAGGUGCGAUUGGAUGGAAGGAUGUUCUAGUCAGUGUUGAAGACACAGGGACGCUGGGAUCCGGGAGACCGCAGGUCAUUUACUUGGAUGCUAAGACAGAGGGGAAUGCACGGAUUGGGAAACUCUCCAUCUCGCACGAUGGAGAAUAUGUCGUCGCAACGGUUCUUGCUGCUGAGUGAGACAAG
This is a messenger RNA of Paecilomyces variotii, 805 nucleotides long. RefSeq names its product mitochondrial phosphopantetheinyl transferase B. NCBI's taxonomy places the organism in Eukaryota, Fungi, Ascomycota, Eurotiomycetes, Eurotiales, Thermoascaceae. The coding region runs from base 329 to 799 and encodes 156 amino acids. Gene Ontology annotation, biological process: fatty acid biosynthetic process. Gene Ontology annotation, molecular function: magnesium ion binding; holo-[acyl-carrier-protein] synthase activity. The transcript has a single exon. The record is from RefSeq and is a predicted model, not a curated record.